AACUUAAAUGAUCGGUUCAGUCCGGGUGUUGGUACUUCUACUUGCCUUUAUAGUAACGGCUUCUGCCAUUGGAUACAGUGGAGGUGGUUACCAGCCACACUCUUGCGAUGGAGACUGGCCCGAGAAAUUCCCAGAAGCGCCAAAAGGAUUCCAAUUCCGUUGUAAAUGUCCAUGCAAGUGCCCGCCAAAAUCUCCAACGACUACUUCGAUUUCGACAUCAACUGUUUCGACAACUCCAGAAAGACUAACUAAACCUUAUGAGGAGACAGAUACACCAAUCCCAACUCAUUCUUCUCCAAGUACAUCAACAUCUACGUCAACAUCAACUUCAACUUCAACCUCGACAUCGAGAUCAACUUCCACUGUUACUCCCACCACCAGAUCAUCGACGACGACAACAGCCACCUCCACACCUACAUCUUCAUCGAAGGCUACCACCACCUCAGCUCAGAUUACACAGCCUGAAAUCCCACAAGCUGCCCCAGGAACAGUUCUUAAAGGCGAAGAGUUCCCAGUUAAACAAGACGGGUUAGGUGAUGGUGGCGUUGUCCAUGGACCUGGAACGACAUUUUGGAUCAGAAGCCCCACCCCGCCAAAUAUUCCACUUCUUGUCGGAGGGCAAUCCCGAUUGGCCACAGUUCGUCCAGAUUCCCCAUAUGCUUCAGAUGCUGCUCUCAAUCCUUUAAAUGGCGGAGCUGGUGAUAUGGAAUUCGGCAUCAAGAAUGUUGGAACUCCAAAAACUCCAAGAGCAGUUAUCAAUCCAGACGCUUGAGUGAAUAAAUGCAACUGAACAUGAAUUUCGAAAUGAAAAAAUUUAUUCUGAAU
Molecule: messenger RNA, 825 nt
Organism: Caenorhabditis elegans
Lineage: Eukaryota; Metazoa; Nematoda; Chromadorea; Rhabditida; Rhabditidae
Gene: F58A4.1
Exons: 3
Coding region: 8-772 (254 amino acids)
Source: RefSeq, marked reviewed